This is a messenger RNA of Linum trigynum, 1778 nucleotides long. NCBI's taxonomy places the organism in Eukaryota, Viridiplantae, Streptophyta, Magnoliopsida, Malpighiales, Linaceae. The record is from the annotation of a GenBank genome assembly.
UGUGCCCAUGAAGUUUAGGCCCGUCACGACCCAUAAAUUAUUCGUGCUCGUGCCGGGCUGGCCCAUUUAUUUUGUGCUCGUGUCGUGCUCUAACCGUGCCGUGUCGUACUAGCCCGUGGGCGGCACGGCCCGGUGCCCACGUACAAUUGUGACGUGCAUAAUUUUAUUUAUGUCGCUCAUACCAAUUACUACUUCAAAUAAAUUAUUUGUUGACAAAGAAGAAAGUCACUAACUACAUAUUUCUAGAGUCUAAGGUUCUUACUCGUGGAUUUCACUACUUUAAUAGAGGUAUCAAACUUUUCACUCGGUUAUCCGAUCGAUACAAUAUAUUUUUAUUUUGCAUAACUUUUCAUAUAUAUGUAGCCGCAAACUGCCGCUUUUGUCUCCAAACUAGGUUGUUUGCUACACCAAAUGGGCCUAUUUUAUGAUUUUGAUAAAAUUUGGAUAGUCGUAAUUUUGUGAUUUGUCUUCUGAUUGGAGCAAUUUUUUAUAUUUCGAAUAACUUUUCAAACACUACAACUUACGAGAAUUUUUUUCUAACAGGCAUCGUUUGGAUUUCUGGGUUUUCAGGAAAAUUUUAAAUUUAUUUUGAGAAAUUUUUUUACUAUUGGAACGGAGAGAACUAAUUAGCACUAGUGUCUAUUGUGGGUGGAGUGGAGUGACACUUGGAGAGUGCAACCCAAUGAACUUGGCAGCGUGAUUGUCAACUUCGCCCUCCACAAAGACAUAAGAUUGAUGGUUGUGGAUAUGAAUUGAUGAGAUCGAAAGGAAAAGGUUUAUAGGAUUCGCUUGGUUGCUGGAUUUGAAAAUGAAGGUUUUGGGUUUUAAAAACUGUUGGAUUUAUGAUUGAUUUGUUGCAUAAUGGAUUUGGAAGAUUACACGUUGUUUGCUUAGUUAAUUUUUUUAUCAAGAAUUUAUGGUGGAUUUGUCUCACAACUUUGCCAGCUUCCAUUACCAAAUCCCAAAUGAAAAAAAAUUAGAGAGAGAAUUAAGGGGAUACUGAUAGGGCUGGAAAUCGGUUUUCCGGUUAUCGGUAUAACCGGUAAUCGAACCGGUAACCGGCGGUUACCGGUUAUACCGAUAACCGAAAAACCCGGUAGUCGAAUGGUAAAAACAGCGCCUCGGUAUACCGCCUCCCCACACGGUAAAUACCGUCGCUGGGACGGUUAACCGGAUACCGUGAGGGACAAAACUCUGCGUUUUGGGAGGGACGGAUGGUGAAAAAAAAAAACCUAAAAACCCUAGAAGCCUUCUCCAUCCAGCAGUCCACUCUCCAUUCCAUCGUCUUUCGUCUCCAGUCUCCACCCAGCCGCCGAGAAGAGACUUCGCAGUCGCAGCGGCCGCCUCGCCCAUCGCCCAUCCGCCGCCCCGCGAUGCCGCUCCGCCGCCUUCCACCCUUCCCUCCCUGUUCUCCUCCCUCUCCGACUCUGCAGACGGCCGACGCCGCUCCGCCGCCCCGCGACGCCACUCUUGCCGGACGCCUUCCUCUUCCCCAGUCGCCGCCGCUCUGUAAGUCUCCUUCUCCUUCUCUUGCCUUCAUCUUUCUUCUUCCCCCAGUCCCUACCCCUCCUGUUUGAGAUGAAUGUGUUUGUAAUUUUGUACUUUUGGUGUUGGUGUCGAAUAGAGGCGGCCUGGAGGCUAAACAGAGGCGGCCUGGAGGCAGCCACCAAGCCGCACUGUGAACAGCAGCAGCCAGCCAGAAGAUUGACAUUGAAUCAUUAGAAAAUCAAAAAAUGUAUGUGACAUUCAGAAAUUGUGAAUGAAUGUGAUGUUUAACA